GCCACGCAGGCGGCCAGGUGGGGUUACAGCCAGAGCGCGCACUAAGGAGUGGGGAGCAUGCAGCCUGCACUGCGGGGGAUGUGAUGCCGGCUUGCCAACUUCCCCCUGCCUGGUCCACUGCGGACGCCCUAGCCUGCAACCAUGGUAACACUUCUGGCUGGAAAUGCCCCCGGGAGCCCCCGAAGAUGGGCAGCGUCCUGGUGACUGAUGGACAGCUGCUCACACUCCUGAGUGAGAGAGCCUAGUAGGUCUGCAGGUAGCAGAGACGAUGUGACCCCCCUCCCCAAGCCGGGAGUCAUGCCAUAAGGAGCUCCUCCCCCCUUCGUUCCCACCCUCAAGUCUGACGAUGACACCUCCAAUUUUGAUGAACCAGAGAAGAAUUCGUGGGUUUCAUCCUCUCCGUGCCAGCUGAGCCCCUCGGGUUUCUCAGGCGAAGAACUGCCGUUUGUGGGCUUCUCAUACAGCAAGGCACUAGGGCAUCUUGGUAGAUCUGAGUCUGUUGUGUCGGGUCUGGACUCCCCUGCCAAGACUAGCUCCAUGGAAAAGAAACUUCUCAUCAAAAGCAAAGAGCUGCAAGACUCUCAGGACAAGUGUCACAAGAUGGAGCAGGAAAUGACCCGGUUACAUCGGAGAGUGUCAGAGGUGGAGGCUGUACUUAGUCAGAAGGAGGUGGAGCUGAAGGCCUCUGAAACUCAGAGAUCCCUCCUGGAGCAGGACCUUGCCACCUACAUCACAGAGUGCAGUAGCUUAAAGCGAAGUUUGGAGCAGGCGCGGAUGGAGGUGUCGCAGGAGGAUGACAAAGCGCUGCAGCUUCUCCAUGACAUCAGAGAGCAGAGCCGGAAGCUCCAGGAGAUCAAGGAGCAGGAAUACCAGGCUCAGGUGGAAGAAAUGAGGCUGAUGAUGAAUCAGCUGGAAGAGGACCUCGUGUCGGCCCGGAGACGCAGCGAUCUGUAUGAAUCUGAGCUGAGGGAGUCUCGGCUUGCCGCUGAGGAAUUCAAGCGGAAGGCAACCGAGUGUCAGCACAAACUGAUGAAGGUAGUCAGCCACCCUCCAGGACGGGACUGUGGGGGCACGGCCCUGGAUGAUCUUCACAAGACGCAAGGCCCUGCUGGCUCAGUGAUUGCUAAGGAUCAAGGGAAGCCUGAAGUGGGAGACUAUUCCAAGCUUGAGAAGAUCAACGCUGAGCAGCAGCUCAAGAUCCAAGAGCUCCAGGAAAAGCUGGAAAAGGCUGUCAAAGCCAGCACAGAGGCCACAGAGCUCCUGCAGAACAUCCGCCAGGCGAAGGAGCGAGCUGAGAGGGAGCUGGAGAAGCUGCACAAUCGAGAAGAUUCUUCCGAAGGCAUCAGAAAGAAGCUGGUCGAAGCGGAG
Psammomys obesus (fat sand rat) is the source of this 1368-nucleotide messenger RNA. RefSeq names its product citron Rho-interacting kinase-like. The record is from RefSeq and is a predicted model, not a curated record. Lineage: Eukaryota; Metazoa; Chordata; Mammalia; Rodentia; Muridae.